UAUGGAGGCCACUGAUUGGCCUGAAUUAUGUGGGUGUCAGCAUUAUUACAGCUUAUAUGGUUCAUAGUACGCGUUAGGCCUGUGAUAUACAACUUCGUUGAAUUGUCAAGCUCGGACUGACAAGGAUGCCACCUAAGAGAAAAGCGGCUCGGGCGGCUAAAGCCGGUGGUAAGAAGGCCAAGACUGCCGACGCUGCUGAGGCUGGACCGUCCACUGUUCAGGAUGCUAUCGCUAGUCUGAAGUCUGCCGACGCCGGGAAACCCAAGAAGUUUAAACCUGAUAGUUACUUUCCCAUCUCCGGGUGUAGUGUAUAUAGUGAUUACGACUGUAUGCUCAACCAGACGAAUAUCGGACACAACAACAACAAGUACUACGUGAUUCAGGUUCUGCAGCAAGGAUCAAACUAUUAUGCCUGGAACAGAUGGGGCAGAGUGGGAGAGCCUGGUUCUAACUCCAUGAAGGGACCAUUCACUGAUGUGAAAAAAGCUACGUCCGACUUUGAGAAGAAGUUUUCAGACAAAACAAAGAACAAAUGGGCAAAUCGAGAGAAUUUCAAGGCAGCCCCAGGAAAAUAUACUCUUAUAGAGAUGGCAGGAGAGGAAGAGGACGAAGUGGAUGCAGCAGCCACUGCAUUGGCACCUGUGGUCAAGGGUCUGACUGCUCCCUGCACACUGGACAAUGCUACCCAGAUACUGAUGAAACUCAUUUUCGACCACGACAUGUUUAAAGAAGCCAUGGAGAAAUUUGACAUUGACGUCAAGAAGAUGCCCCUGGGGAAGUUAAGUAAGGGCCAGAUAGCGAAGGGAUUUGAGUGUCUGGAUGAAAUUGAGGCUGCCAUCAAGGGGAAUAAGCCUCGGAAUACUUUGUCUAGUCUGUCCUCCAAGUUUUAUACUGUUAUUCCUCACAACUUCGGCCGUAAGAUCCCUCCAACGAUCGGUGACCUCGAGACCAUUCGUCAAAAGAUGGAUAUGCUCCUGGUGUUGGGAGAUAUUGAGCUGGCACAAAGUCUGCAGAAGAACACACGAUCAAGUCAGAGUACUGCUGGAAAAGAGCCCCAUCCGUUUGAUGUCAAUUACGGCCUACUCAAAUGUAAACUGGAUACUCUAGAUUCCAAGUCCCAGGAAUACAAGAUCCUGGAGACGUAUACCAACAAUACACGAAAUAGUUCUAACUGGAGACAGACUAAGAUCAAAUAUAUCUGGCGCAUGGACCGUGACGGAGAGGGUGACCGGUUCAAGACCCAUGAUAAACUAACUAAUCGUAAACUUCUGUGGCAUGGAACCAACGUCGCUGUGGUGGCAGCUAUAUGUAAAGGUGGCCUUCGUAUUAUGCCACAUAGUGGUGGGCGCGUAGGGAGUGGCAUCUACUUUGCUUCAGAGAACAGCAAGUCUGCCGGUUAUGUGCAGCCAGCAGGUAAAAUAGGUAUUAUGUUUCUGGAUGAAGUCGUUCUUGGAAAGGAACACCACAUCAAGACAGAUGAUUGGACACUAAAAUCAGCACCACCAGGGUAUGACAGUAUCAUAGCCAUGGGUCGCACAGAGCCAGAUCCUAAGAAAGACACAACACUGACUCUGGACGGAAAGAAAGUCGUUGUGCCCCAGGGGGCUCCCAUCAACCAGUCGAAGUGGAAUACAUCUAACUUCUCUCAGAGCGAGUACCUUGUCUAUAAGGAGAGCCAGAACCGGUUACGUUACCUGUUGAUGGUAGAAUUUUAGACUUAACCAUUGAUGUGACCACCAUUGUGAUUCAGAAAUACAUUACGUCUCCAACCAUGACCUUGACUCAUAAAACCAAGUAUGGAUGAAUUUGGAGUUGUUUUUUUUUAGAUUUUUUUUAGGUGGCAAGUCUGUGGCACAAAAACAAAUUACUAUGUGCUACACAUAUAUUAUCCUCUGUUUGUACACUUACUCGGAAAUUUCAUUGUAACAAAACUACCAGAUAAUUAUCUGUGUUGAGUAAUACGAUUUGGAGGCCUAGAAAGUUCUACCACUGUGUUGUGCUUUGAGACACUUUAACCUUCAACAGUGGUAUCUUUUGGUCACAGGCUCAAGGUCAUAUUUUUUACAAGAUAUAAUUUUGUAUUUGAAAACAAAUAUUCAUGAUGUUAUUUUUGUACUCCGGCUUCACAGGGUUAAAUUCACAUUCAUGACCAUCAUCUGUGUGAGUGAAAUUCAUAUAUGCAUUACUAUCCACAUUUAAUAACUUAAGGUCGUAUUUAAAAAAUAUUCUCAAUACACUUAAAAGGUCAUAUUUUCAAGAUCAUAUUUGCAAGAUAACCCUUGUGAUAUCAGCUUAUAUAUCAAUAUAUCACUUUUCCCUUGGGUCAUGGAUUCAAGGUCAUAUACAAAGUCACUUUCGAUAGGGUCACAUCUGACAGCAUCAUUGUACAGUGGGGUCAAGGUCAUCUUGUAAGGUCGAUUCUCAUUAAUGAUUUAUUGUAGAGAACUAUUAACAAUAGAAAAAUGAUUGUUGUGUCUUGUUACUGUGUUAACAUAGUGAAAAAUAUGUUUUUGAAAGAGAUUCCAUUUUAGCAGCAAAUUUAGCUUUGUAACAAGUUAAUUUAGGGUUUUUCCUGCAAACAUUUUAAAGUUGUGAUAAUCUAUUACAGUUUGCCUAUCUUUUAUAUUUAUUAACUUUACAUUUUUACAUUUUAACUUUUAAAUUUUCAUUCUAUUAAUGUGGCAAUUUUAUGUUGGUAACAUUACUCAGCCAGUGCUAAGAAUAUAACUCUUUUCUGUUAAUCAUUAGGCACUGGUAAACUAUUCUAUACAUUAGAUGUGCUGUAUUCUAUGUGUGACUUUCAAUAGGAAUUCUUAUUUGUUCUGUGAUAGUGACAAUCACCGACUUCACUUCAUUUUAUUUAAAUAAAUUUUAUAUCAAUAAUC
This is a messenger RNA of Pecten maximus, 2885 nucleotides long. RefSeq names its product protein mono-ADP-ribosyltransferase PARP3-like. The transcript has 12 exons. NCBI's taxonomy places the organism in Eukaryota, Metazoa, Mollusca, Bivalvia, Pectinida, Pectinidae. The coding region runs from base 126 to 1715 and encodes 529 amino acids. The record is from RefSeq and is a predicted model, not a curated record. Gene Ontology annotation, cellular component: site of double-strand break. Gene Ontology annotation, molecular function: NAD+ poly-ADP-ribosyltransferase activity.